AUGUCAUACUAUUAUGCCCCCAAUAAUGUAAGAUUGUCAGUGAGUCCAUCAAGACGGGUCGUCAAAGGAAGCUCAGUGACUUUCAGCUGCAGCAGUGAUGCCAACCCACCAGUGGCACAGAGUGGAUACAGCCUGUUCAGGGACGGACAGUUUGUCAGUAAAGGACAAAGUCACACCAUCGCUAUCAUCCAGCCCAACCACAGCGGACGCUACUACUGUCAGGCCUGGAAUAAUAUCAGCCGGGGGGGCGCCAAAUGGAUAAACUCUGACGUGGUUAACCUUGAUGUCCAGUACCAUCCAAUGAACAUGACAGUUUCAAUGGAUCCAGCAAAUGUUAUGGAGGGCAGCAGUGUGAAUCUGACGUGCAGCAGUGUAGCUAACCCUGCAGCUGAUAGCUACACCUGGUACAAGAUAACAGAUUCUUCCAGCUCCAGCUCUUCUCCCAGCUCCAGCUCAGAGCUGCUGCAGGUGGGCUCAGGACAGGUGCUGUCUAUUCCCUCUGUGGAGGCGUCCCACACCGGACUCUACCUCUGCCAGGCCAGGAACCGUCAGGGGGAGAACAACGCCACAGAGGUGCUGCUGACAGUGGGAAAGGACAAUGUCAGCCUGUCUGUCCAAGUCCUGUCUGGCAUUGGAGUUGCCCUUUUUAUGACUUUUUUUCUCCUUCUCCUUCUCCUUUCCUUCUGGAUGAAGCAAAAGACUUGUGCAGAGAAGAAAACUCCAUUUGACUCGUCGUUUAGUGGAAGAGGCUCCACUUUUUCAUCCAGUGAAGAUCCAUCAAACAGUGUUUAUGUCAACAUCCACAGGUUCCCGUCAUCUCCUUCACCUGCUCCAGCUGCUCCGGACUUCACUCCUUCUUCACACAGUAACUCAAACAAAGAGCUUGAUGCCAACACUUCUCAUGAAGCCGAGGUCACCUACUCAACAGUGACCAUCAAACCCAGAAACCCCGGUCCUCCACGUCACAGGAAAAACAGCAAUGCACCACAGGACUCCAGGUCGGCAGCAGGAGAGAACGACAACUCUGUAAUCUACGCUACCAUCAAUAAAUCCAGCUGAGUCUGAGUUCAUUAUCAACAAGAGAACUAUGGUGCUGUAUUCUGUCAUGUGGCUUCUUUCUCUUAAGACAGUAAUGCAAGUUCAAAGAUGAGUUUUUUUAUGGGGUUUACAUUGCAAACUUGGUGAAUGUGCAAUAAUCUUGAAACAACUUUGCCUCCACAAGCAUCAAAGGGUUUAUUUGUUUAUUUAUGCUAUUUAUUACUGUUUUGCAAGUUUUUGUAGUAGUUUGUACAGUAAUACUUACUGAACAUCAAUGUAAAUAUUAGAUUUUACCUAAAAUAUUUUUGAUACACAAAAGGUAAAAUCCUGUUUUAAUGUAUUGUUUUCAGCAAUUAUAUAAAAGUUUCGGUCUUUAUUUCUUUUCAAUGUGUCUUGGUUACUGUAUACUACAAUA
This is a messenger RNA of Scomber scombrus (Atlantic mackerel), 1453 nucleotides long. RefSeq names its product carcinoembryonic antigen-related cell adhesion molecule 5-like. The record is from RefSeq and is a predicted model, not a curated record. The transcript has 8 exons. NCBI's taxonomy places the organism in Eukaryota, Metazoa, Chordata, Actinopteri, Scombriformes, Scombridae. Bases 1 to 1059 code for a protein of 352 amino acids.